Eruca vesicaria subsp. sativa (arugula) is the source of this 1197-nucleotide messenger RNA. The record is from the annotation of a GenBank genome assembly. Lineage: Eukaryota; Viridiplantae; Streptophyta; Magnoliopsida; Brassicales; Brassicaceae.
AUGGAGGCAUGUAUGGUGCCACACACCUUGCGACAGCUGACGGCUCGAGAUAUAAAUCAAACCUUAAGCUUUUACAGGCCUCCGAAAAUCACGAGUUUCAAUCUUCGUAUCCCUCGAUAUGUCCGUGGACCCGAGAUUGAUCGCUGGAUCGAGUUUAUUGUGUCCCGUAAUGUGGAAAAGUUGACUUUGGUCUUCAAUAACCAGACUUAUAGUUUCCCGGAUUCUUUCUAUCUUAGUUCCUCCUUUGCGCAGCUCUGCAUUCAUUAUCCUUCCAAGGUUGCCGGAUGCACAGUGUCUUGGAAAUACCUAAGGAAGUUGACGUUGUGGGACUGUAAUCUCUGUGAAGAAGAAUCUAUUCAAAAUAUUCUCUCUGGCUCUCCUAUUCUUGAAACCUUGAAAUUGAAAUAUUGUAGAGGACCUCAGCGUCUUGAUCUGAGUAAACCACGUAGUUUAAGGAGACUGGUGAUUUACUUUGGCGCAGGCCCAACCGAGAUUGUAGCGCCACAUCUCCAGUAUUUGAGUUUGCGCACCUUUAAUGAAAGAACAUGUACUUUAGUGGAUGUUUCUUCGUUGGCCGAAGCUAAAAUUCACAUUGCCGUGGACAAUUACGGCCCUCCUUUGAAACUUGAUUUUCUUCAAACCAUGGUGCUAAAAUUGCUUGCCAAAUUACACAAUGUUAAGAGGCUUACUUUUACCGGAACCGUUCUUCAGAUUCUAUCUCUCGUCGAGCUCCGUGGUGUUCCUUUCCCAACAUUCAAGGUUCAAACUUUGACUGUUGAAACAGGGUUUACAAGAUCUGUUAUUCCUGGUUUAGGAAGGUUAUUACAAAAUUCACCUGAGCUAGAAAAGCUAACAGCACAGGCGACGACACGCUUGGUCGGCAUACCGGAAAGGGAUCUGGACAGCUAUAUGGAUUCAGAAGGUUUGAAUCCAGAUCGAUGCGGGAGAUCAAAAUAUGAGGCAUUUCCUACCUUAUUUGAGUUUGUUAGUGUGAUCAGUUGUAAGGAUGCAACGUGGAGACUCAUGGCUUCGUUCAUGGAAAUGGUGAUGAGAAACGUAAAAACACUAGAGACGUUGGUGGUAGGGUUGGAAUGUAUUAAACCCAAAGGUAGUGAUGCAAGAUGGUUUGAAGAAUUGCUUCAGAUGCUUCAGUUACUUUCUAACAACAAUAAUGUUUCCAUUGUGCUCAAACGCUAA